CGAUAAGGAGAAGCUCGCCGUCUCUGUCUCAGUCGUGUCUGUGCGCUGAGCUCGGUCCUCAGCAUGAAGGCGUCCCUCCUGCUCAUCUGGCUUUGCUGUCUCUGUUGGAGAACAAAUGCUCAGAGCCAAUCCUUUCUGAUCACAGCCCCCCUCUCGGUGUGCCUGGAUGCCACUGAAACGGUGUUUGUCCAGCUGUUCGGUUUCACCUCGGAGGUGAACGUCUACGUCUUCCUGAAGACCUCCAUGGCUCCGGAUCAGAGGGAACUGUCCAAGGACUCUCUGAGGCUCAACAGCCAGAACAACUUCCAGGGCGUCGCUAAAAUCAGGUUGUUACCACAUCCAGAGAACAAGGAUUUGAAUCAUGUGAUUCUCCAUGUCCAAUCAGAAGGGAUCAACCGACACCUGUCCAUCCCGGUGAGCCGAUCCAACGGCUUCCUGUUCAUCCAGACGGACAAACCGCUCUACACCCCCCAUCAGAAAGUGAGAGUGCGGGCGUUCUCCAUGAACCAGGAGCUGAGACCAGCCAAUCGCAGCGUCUUCCUGACCUUUAAGGAUCCAGAUCAAAUGGCUGUGGAUGUUGUGGAGAUUUUUGAUGUGAACAAUGGAAUCCCGUCUAUGCAAAACCCGUUUACAAUCCCCAUCAAACCAAAGCUGGGAAUUUGGACGAUAGAAGCUUCUUACGUUGAUGACUUCACAACAAAAGCAAAGACGGACUUUGAAGUUAAAGAAUAUGUUCUUCCUAGUUUCUCCAUCCUGAUGAACCCACAAACAAACUACAUCAGUCACAGCCAGUUCAGCCAGUUCAACUUCAAGAUCUCUGGCAGGUAUCUUCAUGGUGCUCCGGUGGCUGAAGGGGAGGUGUUCCUGCGUUAUGGAUAUGUUAGCGGGAAAAACGCUCCGGUCAUCAUUCCCACAUCAGUCACCAGACACAGACUUUCUCCAACAGGUGAGCUGGACGUGAGCGUGAACAUGCAGGAGGUUCUGCAGAAACACGACGGGCCCAGAGACCUUGACAGCCUGGUGGGAAGUUACCUGUAUGUGGCCGUGCUGCUUCAGGAGGACACAGGUGGGAUCACUCAGGAGGCGGAGUUUGCUACGGUGAAGUUCGUCAGGUCGCCUUACCGUCUGAGCCUCAUCUCAACUCCUCCGUUCAUCAAACCCGGACUUCCUUACAACAUCCAGGUGAUGGUGAAGGACCACCUGGACCAGCCGGUGAGCCAGGUGCCUGUGCACAUGGUGGAGCGUCAGCUGGUCGUUCAUGGAGGAGGCAAAGAGACGAUGUCCUGUGAUGAGAGCAGUAGUAGUAACGCUGAUGGCAUCUUGUUUUAUAUCUGUAACCCCCUGAAGAACGCCGUCAAAGCAAUGCUGAAGUUCGAGUCGGCGGACCCCAGCCUCCCGGCGCAGAGUCAGGCCAGCCUAACGCUGGAGGCGGUGGCCUACCACUCCCCAAACCAGCGCUACCUGUACAUCAACACGCCCUUGUAUGGCUACAGCCUCAAAGUGGGGCAGUACGCCAACAUCCAGGUGUUCACAGCCGCGCCCUCCUUCCUGAACAUCAAAGCCAUCAACUACCUGGUGCUCGCCAAAGGGAAGGUGGUGUUUUUUAAAAGUCAGACCUUUGUCUCCAGCGUUGACGGCACACAGAACUUAAACUUCCUGGUGACGUCGGCCAUGGUGCCGUCCAUCAGACUGCUGGUCUACUACAUCCUGCAUGGAGAGGGAACCGCCGAGCUGGUGGCUGACUCCGUGUGGAUGGACAUCAAGGACAAGUGUGUCAACGGGCUGCAGACCACAGUCGCCUUCCAGCAGAGGCCCUACAAGCCCAAGGAGAACAUUCAGCUGGACGUCAGGACCAACCAGGGCAGCAUCGUGGCUCUGUCCGCCGUCGACUCCGCCGUCUUCACCCUGCGGCCCAACUACAGGGACCCUGUUUCCACGGUCCUGCGUCACAUCGAGCUCAGCGACCUGGGCUGCGGAGGAGGCGGCGGCAAAGACGGCGCUGACGUCUUCCGAUUGGCCGGCCUCACCUUCAUGACCAAUGCCAACGCCCAGCCGGCGUCCAGCGAUGAGGCGUGUACCGCCGCCGUGCGUCCAAGGAGAGCUCUGAGCGAGCCAGAGAAGAAACAGAAAGCCAGAACUUACGGCCCGAUGAGGAUUUGCUGUGAGCAUGGGAUGAAGUACGUCCCAAAGAGCGUGACCUGUCGUCAGUACGCUGACCAGAAAAUCCGAAAUCGCGAGGAGUGCAAAAGGGCCUUCAGAGAGUGCUGCGAGUACGUCCAGGAGCAGCUGGACCAGGACGACAGGCUGGUGCUGGGCCGCUACGAACUGGGAGCGGACUUUGAUCUGGCGCCGUCUUUGGUGAGAAGCUACUUUCCAGAGAGCUGGCUGUGGAAGGUGCUGCGGGCGAGAUCAGGUCAGCUGUCCGUCUCCGAGUCUCUGCCGGACUCUCUGACCACCUGGGUGGUGAAGACCGUCAGCAUGUCUCCAGAGGGCGGAAUGUGUGUGGCCGACCCGGUGGAGGUGUCGGUCAACCUGCCGCUCAGCGUGGACGUCCCGCUGCCCUACCAGGUGGUCCGGGGGGAGCAGCUGGAGCUGAAAGGCUCUGUGUACAACCAGCAGGGCGACAUCAUCACGUACUGUGUGACUCUGACGGCCGGGCCGGAGCUCUGCCUGCUGAAGUCCAAGCCGAGCACCCGGGUGGCGGGGCAACACACCACAGCCUGCACCUGGAGCCGCCUCCCUGCAGGGGGGGUGGGCAAGGUGAGCUUCACUCUGCUGGGUCUGGAGCAAGGAGAACACACCCUGACCUUCACCCUGGCCACCCAGACAGGAGUCAGAGAUGUUGUGAAGAAGACGCUGCGAGUGGUGCCUGAAGGAAUAAGACAGGAAGCCAACUCUGGGGGAAGACUAGAUCCUCAGGGACUUUACGGUUCAGAAAAACGGACCGUGAUUCUGAAGAACAGCGUGCCAGAGAACACUGUUCCUAACUCGGGUGUGGAGAGGCUGCUAACCAUCAACGGGGAGCUUCCAGGAGAAGUUGUGUCAGUCAUACUGGACCCUGAGGGCCUCAAACAGCUCCUCAACCUUCCUCCUGGGUCAGCGGUAGCAGAGCUCGAGAGGCUCCUCCCCCUCAUCCAGGUGUACCAGUACCUGGAGACAAAGGGCAGCUGGGAUGUGCUGGGAGCAGACAUCCAGAAGAACUCGGGCGAGCUGAGGCAGAAGAUCAGAGAUGGCCAGGUGGCCCUCACAUCCUUCAUAAACGGAGACUCCAGCUACAGCAUGUGGAUAAAGACGCAACCGAGCACCCUGGUCACCGCCGAGGUGGUCAGGGCUCUGUCUAUGGCCGACUCCUUCGUCUCCGUGAACCACCAGUCCCUCUCAGACUCGGUCAACUGGCUGAUCCGCAAAGCUCAGCAGGCGGAUGGAUCCUUCAUCGAAAGAUCUCCCUCCAAGCACGACAGAUUCCUGGUGGAGGGCGUUGAUAAAGUGGAGCAGUCGGUUUACGUGACGUCGGUGGUGCUGAUGGCCUUAAAACGAGCAACGAGCAUCAGAGACCCCAUCCUACAGCUGUGGUCCCAUGAGCGCAGCAAGCGUGACGCAGCGAACUACCUUUCCCAGCAUGCCAUGGCUGUGAAGAGCAUGUAUGUUCGCGCGCUGGCGACCUACGCUCUGACGCUGCACGACAGCAACAGCAUGGAGGCCUCGGAGCUGCUGACCUCGCUGGAGCAGACGGCGCGACAGAAAGGUAACCCCGUGGUGCUGCGGUACUGGCAGGAGCCCGGUAUAACGGCCGAUUGGCUGAAGCCUGAUCAAUCCAGCGGUCAGACAGUGGAGACAACAGCCUACGUCCUGCUGGCUGUGCUGCUCAAGGGGAGGAUCCAAUACGCCAACCCCAUCGUCACCUGGUUGACUCAGGAUCAGCACUACGGAGAUGGUUUCUACUCCACAAAGGACAUGGUGCUGACCCUGGAGGCCAUGACGGAGUACAGCAGGAUCGUUCCUCGAGCCGUUCUCAACCAAGACAUCAACAUCCGCUACAGCACCAAAGGACCGCUGGGCCGAGUCCAGCUGAGCCUGAGCCGACCGCUGGCCACGCCCAUCCAGAUCACAAAGAAUGACGACAUCAUCGUAUCCACGGGCUACGGGAAGGGCGUGUCCAGUGUGAAGCUGAAGACGGUUUACUAUCAGACCACCGCGUCCGUGCAGAACAGAUGUAACUUUGAUCUCACCAUCGAGAUGGUCGGGGCCGACGUCUCCAGCAAUCCAAGCAUGCGGGCUCCUCACCUGGUCGCCUGUGUCAAGUACAAACCCCCUCCUAACGAGGUGUACACCGAGUCCUCUCUGACUGUGAUGAAGAUCCAGCUGCCCACAGGUGUGGAGCCUUACCUGGAGGACCUGAGACAGUUCAGAGAUGACGACGAGCCGCUCAUCUCCCACUACGAGCUCCAGGGAGACACGGUCAUCAUCCAGAUGGACUCGGUUCCCUCAGAGGUCUUCCUGUGCGUUGGGUUUCGGGUCAGAACCAUGUUCAGGGUGAUUGGCGCCGCCGAGUCCCUGGUAACCGUCACAGAACCUCAGGACAAAGGCAGCCUGUGCACCAAGCAGUUCUCUGAUAAGCAGCAGAAGUUGAACCGGCUCUGCGUGGCAGACCAUUGUCAAUGCAUGACAGCUGCCUGUGCGUCCUACAGAGGAAACAUCGACUCAACGCUGACGGCGGAGAAACGCACAGCCGAAACCUGCCAGCCUCAGAUCAAAUAUGCCUUCAGGGUGACGGUCAAGUCCUCAGCUCCAGAGGGGGACUUUGUGACCUACUCGGCCACCGUAGCUGAAGUCCUGAAGAAGAGUGAAGAGUUUGAGGCGGUGGUUCAGGGGAACGACUUGGACCUGAUGAAGAAGACCACAUGCAGCGAGGUGGACCUGCAGAACAACAAGCAGUACCUGGUGAUGGGGUCCAGCGGGUCUGAGGUCAAAGACGGGAACAGCUUCAAGUAUCGCUUGCCCCUGGACUCGGAGGCGCUGGUGGAGCUCUGGCCCACAGCAUGUAGUUCUCCAGAGUGUGAGGACUACAUUUCCCAGCUGGCCAGCUAUGCUCUGGACCUGCAGGUGUUUGGCUGUCUCUGAUCAGUGGACCUGGUUGUGAGACACUGAGUUUAUGUUUUAUUAACACGCCAGAUGGAAGGCUCAGCAGACCAGCAGAACAUUUAAUCACUAAUAAAAGCUUUUUUUCUAGUGCUGAA
Fundulus heteroclitus (mummichog) is the source of this 5237-nucleotide messenger RNA. RefSeq names its product complement component 5 (gene c5). Gene Ontology annotation, cellular component: extracellular region. Bases 64 to 5121 code for a protein of 1685 amino acids. The transcript is spliced from 42 exons. Lineage: Eukaryota; Metazoa; Chordata; Actinopteri; Cyprinodontiformes; Fundulidae. The record is from RefSeq and is a predicted model, not a curated record. Gene Ontology annotation, molecular function: endopeptidase inhibitor activity; protein binding.